Molecule: messenger RNA, 1014 nt
Organism: Nannospalax galili (Upper Galilee mountains blind mole rat)
Lineage: Eukaryota; Metazoa; Chordata; Mammalia; Rodentia; Spalacidae
Product: olfactory receptor 14J1-like
Exons: 2
Coding region: 1-1014 (337 amino acids)
Biological process (GO): G protein-coupled receptor signaling pathway
Cellular component (GO): membrane
Molecular function (GO): G protein-coupled receptor activity; odorant binding; olfactory receptor activity
Source: RefSeq, a predicted model, not a curated record
AUGAUGGUGACAAAUGUCACCACAAUGAGUGGCUUCCUCCUCCUGGGGUUCUCUGACACCCCAGAGCUGCAGAUCUUACACACUUUGCUCUUCUUGGUGAUGUACCUGUUGGGCUUGGCAGGUAAUUUCAUCAUCAUCACAAUCACAACACUGGACUCUCCACUCCAAUCUCCAAUGUAUUACUUCCUGAAGCACCUUUCCAUUCUCGACCUCUCCUCCCUGUCUGUCACUGUCCCCCAGUCUAUUCACAAUUCCCUGACUGGCAGUGGUUACAUUUCCUAUGCCCAGUGUGUGCUGCAGGUUUUCUUCUUCACAUUCUCAGCCUGCGCUGAGGUGGCCAUUCUCACAGUAAUGUCAUAUGACCGCUAUGUGGCUAUCUGCCUCCCAUUGUACUAUGAGGUCAUCAUGGGACCCCAAAAGUGCAGGUGGGCUGUGACAGCUGUUUGGAUAAGUGGAGGCAUCUCAGGAACCUUGUAUACAGCAACCACAUUCUCUGUCACAUUUUGUAAAGCUAAAAUAAUCCACCAAUUCUUUUGUGAUAUCCCACAGUUGCUCAAGGUCUCCUGCUCCAAUAACUUCUUUGGAGUGGCUGUUUUCAUGACUGUGGUGGCAUUUACCUGCUUCAUUGCUGUCACCAUCUCCUACGUCCAGAUAUUCUCCACAGUUCUCAGAAUGCCCUCUGCUGAAGGCCGGUCUAAGGUUUUCUCCACCUGCCUACCCCACCUAUUUGUUUUCUUGUUUUUUCUAUCCACAAGUGCCUGUGCAUAUCUCAACCCAGCUUCAGACUCUCCAACUGCUCUCAACCUCGUGCUCUCUAUCUUUUACACAGUGCUACCCCCAAUACUCAACCCCAUCAUCUACAGUCUGAGGAAUGAAGCCAUGAAGGGGGCUGUAAGGAAGUUACUGUUGGGUAGAGAAUUCAUGGGAAUUUCAUAUAUGUGUAUUGUCUUUGCAUUAUUUCCAGUCCUCCCUGUCUCCCACCAGCUCCUCCUGUGUCCCCUGACUCUGUCUUAA